Messenger RNA from Triplophysa dalaica, 3611 nucleotides. It is a transcript of the gene slc38a3b, whose product is annotated as solute carrier family 38 member 3b. Bases 246 to 1787 code for a protein of 513 amino acids. Gene Ontology annotation, biological process: L-glutamine transport; asparagine transport; histidine transport. The transcript has 17 exons. NCBI's taxonomy places the organism in Eukaryota, Metazoa, Chordata, Actinopteri, Cypriniformes, Nemacheilidae. Gene Ontology annotation, molecular function: L-asparagine transmembrane transporter activity; L-glutamine transmembrane transporter activity; L-histidine transmembrane transporter activity. The record is from RefSeq and is a predicted model, not a curated record.
UCACUUUAUUCCUAAAUGCAACAGAUCGGAAGCUGUGUGUGGGAGAAACGCAUUGUCUCUAUUGUGGCGAAAGAAACCACGCCGUGAGAAUAAAGCACGAACGCAUAAAGACGCGAUCAAAACAAACGGAAAGUUACAAACGCGCAAUAUCUCAUUACAAUCGUGAGAUUCCUGGACCCAGUGUGAACCGACAUCUACAACAUCGGGCUGCAACACACAAAACGGAAACAUCAUCCGAUUCCAUCAUGGAACCUGCUAGAUCAGAAGCAAGCAUCCUUCCCAAUGGGAAAGGUUGUGACCUGGGAGAGGAAAUGUGUGUGCCGAUGAAGUCUAUGAUGGAGGACGACCAACAUGAUAUUCAAAACAGCAAAUUUGAUGACCCCGAUGGAGCAUUGGCUGAGAACAUUGAGUUUCUCCCCAGUGGUGAGAGCAAGAAGCCACGUUUUACUGACUUUGAAGGGAAGACCUCCUUUGGCAUGUCAGUCUUCAAUUUGGGCAAUGCCAUCAUGGGCAGUGGAAUAUUGGGAUUGGCAUACGCCAUGGCCAAUACUGGCAUUCUUCUCUUCCUGUUUCUCCUCACAGGCAUAGCUGGUCUCUCCUGCUACUCCAUUCAUCUCCUUCUCAAGUCCUCUGGUGUUGUGGGAAUCCGCUCAUACGAACAACUGGGAAUGAGGGCUUUUGGAAUAUCAGGGAAGCUGGCGGCCGGAAUCGCGAUCACUCUCCAAAACAUCGGAGCCAUGUCCAGCUACUGUUACAUCAUCAAGUCCGAGUUCCCGCUGGUUCUGCAGGCAUUUCUGAGGGCAGAUCCCAACUCAGGGGAAUGGUAUCUUAAUGGUAACUACUUGGUCCUACUUGUGAGUGUGUGUGUAAUCCUGCCUUUGGCUCUGAUGAAACAGUUGGGUUACCUUGGUUAUACCAGCGGUUUCUCCCUCAGCUGUAUGGUCUUCUUUCUCACUGCAGUCAUCUAUAAAAAGUUUCAGAUUCCAUGCCCAUUCGAAGAGUAUACAUCUAAUAAUACAUUGGCACACGUGCAUUCAAAUGAAACGGUUGGCCAUGCCCACACCUAUCACAACGGACAUGACAUGGACUCUCACUGUAGCCCCCAGAUGUUCACUAUAAACUCACAGACUGCAUAUACCAUCCCAAUACUGGCCUUUGCUUUUGUGUGCCACCCCGAGGUCCUGCCAAUCUACACCGAGCUUCGCAACCCAAAUCAGAGGAAAAUGCAGCACAUUUCCAAUAUUUCAAUUCUGAUCAUGUACGUCAUGUACUUCCUUGCUGCUCUCUUUGGCUACCUGACGUUUUACACUAACGUCGAGCCCGAACUUCUACAUACCUACAGUAGGAUCGACCCCUACGACACUCUCAUUCUCUGCGUGCGAUUGGCUGUGCUCACUGCCGUGACCCUGACCGUGCCCAUCGUUCUGUUCCCGGUUCGAAGAGCCAUUCAGGAGAUGCUGUUUGCUAAUAAGACCUUCAAUUGGAUCAGACACGUGGUCAUCGCAUUCACCCUCCUGGCUUUUAUCAACUUACUGGUCAUCUUUGCCCCCAACAUCCUAGGCAUCUUUGGCGUCAUUGGUGCAACAUCUGCUCCGUGCCUCAUCUUCAUCUUCCCUGCUGUUUUCUACAUCCGUAUUGUUCCGAAGGAUAAAGAGCCAACGCGCUCUACCCCUAAAAUCUUUGCCGCCUGUUUUGCUGGACUGGGCGUGUUGUUUAUGAUAAUGAGCUGGAGCUUCAUCAUCAUUGAUUGGACAUCAGGAAGCAGCAGUUCUCUGGGUGGCCAUUAGAGGGCAAACUCUGUUGAAUGCUGAGUGUAUGUGCCUUUAAAUGAGAGUUAGUGGUGUAUUAUAUUAGAAGAUGGUUAUUUUUUUAAGCCUUAUUUUUCUUGUAUGAAACAGAACUACAUUGAGUUUUUAACCGAUACAGAACCCCUUUGUUUCACAAUCUGGAACUAAUAUAAAAAGGCUAUACUAUAUAUAUCAAUGUACAUUUUUUAGUAUGGAUAAAUUAGUGCAUCCUCUCUUAUCCUGUAUAAAUGUGCUGUUUUGGCUCAAUUGUGAAGUUUAACAGUUUUUAUUUACCCCUCUUUGCUUUAUCAACCACAACGAACUUGCCACACCUGACGGCAAGUUCUGUAGAAACAUGGAUAUGUAAAUAUUCAGCUAUUUAAUUUUCCUUUUUCUAUAGCACAAGGAGAUUGUAGAGAGAUUAAGAUUUUGAAUGGUCUUCUUUAGAAUAUUAGUUUAGUAUGGAUGAGAUGAGAUGGUAGACACUGUAGCUCUGCAUGAGGUUUGGGACAAUCAACAAAGUAAAAUAUCACUUCAGUUAAUUUACAGUAAUGUUUGUCAGAGGAGAGUCUGGUUUAUCAUAAUUCAGUGUGCCAAAGCAAAGGAUUUUUAUAAUCUAUCUUUCAUAAAGUAUAUAUUGUGUUUUUCCAAAGAAUGCACAGUAGAAAUGAAAUCCAAGGCAUGCCUUGAUCACAUUGAGAUUUGAACGAUGAAAACGUAUUUAUUUAAAAAUAUUAGCUAUAUAUUGCAGUUCACUGGAAAAAAAGUAUUAGUAUAUGUUGUGGUAUUAAUGUAUUCUUCGAAUUAGUGUCUUUUAGCAUUUUUGUUUUUAUAAAAAUCAUGCUGGAUGACUUCCACGCAUCUGAGGCUAUUUACACAAAAUCUUGCUUGACAAAGUAACAUUUAUGAUACAAGGAAACCUUGCAUGUACAUUGUAACAAUGCUUUACACAAAAUGUUACCUCAUCUGUAUUAGAUCUUCAACAAAGCAUUACUCUUAGGAAAGGUUUAAUUGGUUGCUGCUCUCAGUAUCUCAAAUGAAAUUGAUUGUAAAUGUAUUUUUUGUUAUCUCUGCUGUUUAACAUUCUUUCAUAGUGUGUUUCUUGUAUUCUGGCUUAUUUGGCUUACGAAGUCUAGAACGCAGUGUUUUUAUCUGAAGGACACUAUUGAAGUUAGCUGUUCCCCUGUUUGGUUGCGAAAUAUUUAUCUCUUAGCCGGUGAUGAAGUUUGCUAGUGGCACAUGUUGGGAACCUUGAGCAAACAGGGUUAACAUAAUUAAACAUCCCUUUAAUAUCACAGGACGCUAAAAAAGUGCCUCUAAUGGAACCUAGUUAGUUACUUUUUAGACCUACUGUAUUAUUCUUACUAUCAAUUCUAAUAUAAUAAUUUUAAUUUGCAAUUGCUUUCAAGGUCUUUGAAUUGUUCUCUGGCUUUAAGAUAUGCAUAUGUUAAUAUAUUGCAUUUGUUAAACAACAGAAGCAUUAUACCUGUUGAAAUUUUAAUAUUUUCUUCUGAUACCCAUUUUCUAUAUAUUUUCUCGUAAGUAUUGCUACCUAUUUGUUAUAUUGCAUCUCUUUUUUCUGGUAAUAAUAUUAUAAACAACACCAAAUGUUGUAGUGAUUAGACCUAUAGACCUAUUGUCAAUAGACCUAUUGUUUUAAUGCAUUAUUUGCAUCUAUAACAUCUUUGUACUUGGUACAGUUGGGGAUCAUAUUUACUUCAUCCGCAUAUAAUGUAUAUAAAUGUUGCUUAUAUCUGUGAUGCAUAGUUUGUAUAGUGUAAAUAGCAAAAAACACUGACAAUAAAAAAGCUGUUUUUAAAGCGA